Ictalurus punctatus (channel catfish) is the source of this 994-nucleotide messenger RNA. RefSeq names its product caspase-6. The record is from RefSeq and is a predicted model, not a curated record. Gene Ontology annotation, biological process: apoptotic process; proteolysis. Gene Ontology annotation, cellular component: cytoplasm. NCBI's taxonomy places the organism in Eukaryota, Metazoa, Chordata, Actinopteri, Siluriformes, Ictaluridae. The transcript has 7 exons. The coding region runs from base 72 to 872 and encodes 266 amino acids.
AUUAUGUACGCAGGAACUCCACCCCAUAGUUCAUUUGUUUAGUGACAGGCUUCAAUACCUGAAGAGAGAAAAUGUCUGGGACAGGUGCGCAAAGUAAAAGUAAAACUGAUUCACCAAUGGAGUACAAGAUGGACCACAAGAGGCGAGGCAUGGCACUCAUCUUCAACCAUGAAAAUUUUAAAAACGAAAAAAAAUUAACAAAACGCUGCGGCACAAAUAUAGACAGAGACAACCUCAAAGAAAGAUUUCAAGGCUUAGGGUUUGAAGUGAAUUGUCACAAUGACAAAAGUAAGGCAGAGGUGCUAAAGGAAAUACGUAAAGCUGCCGCAGCCAACCACAAGGAUGCCGACUGCUUCGUCUGCAUUUUCCUAACUCAUGGGGAAGAAGGGAAAAUUAAUGCCUAUGAUGAUAAGAUUAAGAUUAAGGAAAUAACAGAUUACUUCAGAGGAGAUCAGUGCAAGAGCCUUGUAGGGAAGCCCAAGAUCUUCAUCUUCCAGGCGUGCGCUGGUAAAAAACGUGAAGUUGCUGUGACCGGCAUGAUGGCAGGGGACAGUGAUGAUGAGGAACAGGUGGAGGAAGCAGCUAACAUCUACACCAUCCCAGCAGGGGCAGAUUUCCUCAUGUGUUACUCUGUAGCAGAAGGAUUCGUUUCCUUUCGCCUCAUCGAGUCUGGAACAUUCUACAUUCAGGAUUUGUGUGAAACGGUGCAACAGUAUGGCUCAACUAUGGAGUUCACUGAGCUCCUAACACUGGUCAACCUGAAGGUUUCCCGACGUACCGCAGACGGUCAGGAUUUCCGGAAUAAAAAACAGAUGCCCUGCUUCACCUCCAUGCUGACGAAAAGACUCUACUUUAGGUCCAAGAAAGAGUAAAGCACCCACACAGUACAUUACUUUUCACCAUUACUCACUUAAUGAUAAAUAAACAUUAUUGGUCUUAUUUUCCCCUAACAUUUUACAAGGAAGGUAUCAAAAUGUUAUAUAUAUAUAUAUAU